Molecule: messenger RNA, 2350 nt
Organism: Patiria miniata (bat star)
Lineage: Eukaryota; Metazoa; Echinodermata; Asteroidea; Valvatida; Asterinidae
Product: beta-3 adrenergic receptor-like
Exons: 1
Coding region: 571-1533 (320 amino acids)
Biological process (GO): G protein-coupled receptor signaling pathway
Cellular component (GO): membrane
Molecular function (GO): G protein-coupled receptor activity
Source: RefSeq, a predicted model, not a curated record
CCCAUAAAAUAGGUAUUCAUUGUAUACAUGUACAUGUAUGUUUGUUCAUUGUCUGAUUUCAAGAAGAUUGCAGUGUGCUUUGCCUCUUCCUUGGUCUUGUUUUUCUAAGGUAUAUUUGCUCAUAAAGGCAGCGAGUUGGCAUGCAACAGUUCAUAUACCGCGACAGUGAAAGAGAUUGUUUAUGUUCUUCUGGGCCAUUAGGCCGCGUUGGUUAAAAUGUAAAUACUAUAUUGCCAAAUUGUAUGCCAAUGAGUUUGGAAACAGUUGGCGUCAGGCAGAGUGGUGGUUUUCUCAGAUCUGGUGCAGGUUAAUUGCCAUGCAUGGGCAAGGAAGACAUGUUAUUGCAUUUUGAUCAAUCAACAUUAAAAAGGGAUCUGUGUUAACCAAUCAGAGGCGGACACAAGACAUCUGCGUGUAAAAAUAUUUCUGGAUGACGCAUCCUCUUGCCACCAAGCCACACCUACAUGUAAAUGAUAUUUUAGCAGCUUCUUGUUAAUUAGUACAGGAGAUAGGCAGGAAACUGAUAAGUCCCAAAUUUGACACCUCUUUUGAUAUCGCGCCCAUUCCACAAUGAAUUCUACUUCAGAUUUUAUUGAUUGGGGAGACUACGAUUUUUCAACGAGGAUUCCGAUUUUCAAGUGUAGCAUUCUUUGCGUAACAACGAUUCUCCUUUUGACACUGAACCCACUUUGUCUUCUCGUACUGAGACGUGUUGACAGCAUCCAGGACACCACCAAAGUCUUUCUGAGAGCUCUGACAGCUGCCGAUCUUGGAGUUGGGAUUUUCUUCGCCCUGCCAAUGACAUUUGCUGCAUUUUACCAGGACUGGCCUUUUGGUGAUGCUUUGUGUGGAUUGCAAGCCUUUCUCUUACCCAUCAGCUUCAAUUUCUCUCCUCUGUCUCUGCUCAUGUUGACAGUAGAUCGUUACAUUUCAGUGGUUCAUGCACUCCGCUACCCUUCACUUGUAACUGUGAAACGGGCACGAAUUGCUGUCAUGUCUGUUUUUGCAGCUCUUUUGUUGAUAUCCAUUGGAUUCGGCUUUGUAGGUGAAUGGUACUUUAGUUACUCUUCAACAUUGCUUUCUUGUGCUUCUUUAAGGCGAACUUUUUUUUACUUGGAGUUCAUGCAAGUGAUAUAUUAUUGCACAAUAUUUUCUGCUCUGCUCACAAUUCUGAUAACGUACAUCAGACUCUUCCUGAUUGCCCGACAUCACCAACAGCGCAUCCAUGCUGACAAUCCAGCUGCCCUUGAAGGUAAUCCACCUCAUCAGAGACCCAACAAUAAGAUGCUGUACACAUUGCUCAUCGUUGCACUGAGCGCAUUCGUCUCUGUCCUCUUGCCGGUUUUGUGGUUCAUUCUAGGUCACUUAGACCACACUGGGACGUUUUUCAUGCUUGUGCUGCCCAUUCUUACAAACAGUUGGCUGAACGUAGUCAUCUAUUUCUUCAGGAACAAGGACAUCCGCCAAGCAACCAGAAAUCUGCUGAGGACUUACUUCACAUCUUUGCAGCAGCAUUUUCCAUGCAGCUCAUAAAUUGAACGAAGAUAUCAGAUGAGCACAAUUCGGUAUAUUUCAAUCAAUUUAGCAUUCCUAUGGUUGACUUUGCAAACCAUUCAUCCCUCAUCUUGCUUUGCAUCACCUAUGGACUCAACAAUUAACAUUUGAACUAAGAGAGCUAGGUGACAGAUACCUGAGCUUCAUUGCUGCAGUAUAUUCGCAUUAGCAGGGGCAUUCCUGACACUGUGGGUUGUGUGCAUUCAAACAAACAUUUGUCAUCCAAACUCCGAGUGGAAAUUGUCCCAAACAUUGGAGCUGUCAUGAGUUGGUCUCAUAGUGCCAUGUACUGGUAUACUGUUCCCACACAGAGGCCAAAGUUCACGGAUGAAGACUUUGGACUGAUUUGACGGCAUCCGCUUAGUGCACUUUGCAAGCGUUUCUUGUUUAAUCCAUGAUCUCUCUGUUGAGAAGGAAGAACAAGAUAAAAAAAAAAUCCUUUUCAAAACAAAUUCUUGUUAAUGUUCUGAAAGAUUUAUUUCGAACAUAUGUUUGGACAACUAGUUGUAACUGUUUUUAAUAUUUUUUUUUUUUAAUAUAAAAUGUGUGCUUGGCCAGUUUUAAACAAGUACUGGUACGUUUAAUUCGGUCAGGGACCUGCACAUCCCGUUCAUAAAUACUGUAUCGAUCAAAAGGUUCAACAUUUUUUUAUUUCAGGUUUUGUGUAACACCCCCUUGUUUGUUUUUCUGAGACACAAUGUCUGUAAAAGAUAGAAUAUUGUCUAACCGAAGUCAAUAAAGGUUGUUUAUGUUCUUAUUAGCCAUUUCAGUCAAGUUGAGACAAAAUUAAAGGUCA